ACAUUAACAUUUUCAUUUCCAUCAAUACAAAUUCCCCUGCAUUUUAGUUUAUUAACCUGAUCACAUAAGUAGAAAACAGGUUUUUGGAAAACAAACAUGCUGAAGUAAUUGAUCCAUCAAUGAAAAUUUCCUAAACCACUUCUGCAUUCCAAAGACAGCAGUAUCAUGAACGAACAAGGUGAUGAUGACACAGGCUGAAAAAUAAGAUUGACGGGAAGUGUCAACCCCCAUGCACCACAGGAAGGACGUUAGGGAUUUCUUAAAAUGGGGUAUAAAAUAACGGCACCCCAGGGUGUCAUCUGUACAACUCCCCAGGGGCUCAACUUAAUAUCAAGAAAAGAGUUAACCUCGAAGAAGAAGAAGAAGAAAAAGAAGAAGAAUGAAUUUCUCUGGAGUCAUUCUUUCUGCUGUGCUCGUGCUUCUGCUUUCUUUGACUGCUCAGUACAGGAAAACCAACUGCAAGUGUGACUGCUGCACAUUUGUGGAGGGCUUUCCUGCCAGGCUGAAGGAGCUCCGUUCAUCAUGUAAUACUGAAAUACUGAAAUUUUAUGAGUCCAAUGACGAUCACGAGGCUUUGAUAGACGACACUGUGCAACAUAACAUCAAUGGUCCUUAUGGAUGUCAUGUCCUGGACGAGAUCCUGCGCUUUUAUUUGAACACGGUUCUGACGACAGCUGUGAAGAACCACGCGCACAUCAAAACGCAUAUUGACUCCAUCAGAAAUAUUUUCCAGAGUCUCCAGAGGUUCAUGCGAAAAUGCAGGAAUUACCUUUCUUGCCAUAAGCUCUUUGAGAUCAUCAGCUUGAAAAGUUUGGGUUUUGACGUCAGACCGACGUUGGAUUUUGCCGUUAGGCCGGCGUUGUGUUUUGGCGUCAAUUUGACGUUGGGUUUUGAUGUCAGAUCGAAGUUGGGUUUUGAUGUCAGUUUGACGUUGAAUUUUGAAGUCAGACCAGCGUUGGGUUUUGACGUCAGUCCGACGUUGGGUUUUGAUGUCAGACCGACGUUGGAUUUUGAAGUCAGGCCAACGUUCUGUUUUGACGUCAGUUUGAGGUUGGGUUUUGAUGUCAGAUCGACGUUGGGUUUUGACGUCAGACCGACAUUGGUCUUUGACGUCAGUUUGACGUUGAGUUUUGACAUCAUUCUGAUGUUGGUUUAUGACGUCAACCUGACUGUUUUGACAUCAACUCGACGUUGAGUUUUGGCGUCAGUCCAACAUCAAAUGGACUACUGCAUUAUGAAAUUUAAGCAGGUACAUUUUUUUACUUGUGUUUUAUUUUUUUACCUACAGAGUUUCAGAGAAGCUUAAGAAAG
Misgurnus anguillicaudatus (oriental weatherfish) is the source of this 1311-nucleotide messenger RNA. Lineage: Eukaryota; Metazoa; Chordata; Actinopteri; Cypriniformes; Cobitidae. The record is from RefSeq and is a predicted model, not a curated record.